CUCUCACAUUUUUAGGGUUCUUGGGGCCUUGGGGUUUAAGCACGCGCGGGAGAGAUGGCGCGGCAGCAGCGAUCGACGCAGGCGCUGGAGGAGGAGCCCCAUCGCGCCCCCGUAUUUUCCAGCGAUGGGGAGAGGAUCGACGGGCGCCACGCACAGAUGUGCCGCGCGGCAUUCUUGCGCACCGGCGCCGUCCGGGCGGCGGCGGGAUCGGCCUACGCGGAGUCGGGCGACACCAAGGUGAUCGUGUCCGUGUUUGGGCCUCGCGAGAGCAAGAAGGCCGAGGCAUUCAGCGACGCUGGGCGGCUCAAUUGCAACGUCAAGUACUGCUCCUUCGCGACGCCUGUGAGAGGGAAGAUGGGCGCUGCCAAUGCCGAGGAGAGGGAUCUCUCAUCAAUGCUCUACAAGUCUGUGGUGGGCGCUGUGGAUCUUCGAACGUUCCCCAAGACCACUGUCGACGUCUUCGCGCUUGUUCUUCAAUCCGGGGGUGGCGAUCUUCCGGUGAUCGUCACUUGCGCAUCGCUCGCUCUAGCCGACGCGGGGAUCGUCUUGUAUGAUCUAGUAGCAGCGGUGUCGGCCAGUAGUAUCCAAGGCCAGGUCCUGUUGGAUCCCUCGACGAGCGAAGAGAAUUGCGAGGAUGGUAGUCUCAUGGUGGCUUAUAUGCCCUCCAGAAAAGAGAUCACGCAAGUUACCAUGACCGGGGAAUGGUCCAGCUCCAGGGCCUCGGAAUCACUGGAGCUCUGCUUGGAUGCCUGUGCCAAGAUUGGCGAUGUUAUGAGAUCUUGCUUGAAAGAGGCAGCAGCGCAAUAAACCAAAUCCUCUACUCA
Molecule: messenger RNA, 824 nt
Organism: Selaginella moellendorffii
Lineage: Eukaryota; Viridiplantae; Streptophyta; Lycopodiopsida; Selaginellales; Selaginellaceae
Product: exosome complex component RRP41-like
Exons: 1
Coding region: 55-807 (250 amino acids)
Biological process (GO): nuclear mRNA surveillance; rRNA catabolic process; poly(A)-dependent snoRNA 3'-end processing
Cellular component (GO): nucleolus; nuclear exosome (RNase complex); cytoplasmic exosome (RNase complex)
Source: RefSeq, a predicted model, not a curated record